This is a messenger RNA of Penicillium oxalicum, 1236 nucleotides long. Its product is annotated as amidohydrolase family protein. NCBI's taxonomy places the organism in Eukaryota, Fungi, Ascomycota, Eurotiomycetes, Eurotiales, Aspergillaceae. The record is from RefSeq and is a predicted model, not a curated record. Gene Ontology annotation, molecular function: hydrolase activity, acting on carbon-nitrogen (but not peptide) bonds. Bases 1 to 1236 code for a protein of 411 amino acids. The transcript has 4 exons.
AUGUCCACAUUGAUCUGCAACGCCCGUCUUUUCGACGGCUACAAAACCAUCUCAGAAGACGGGCAUGUGCUCAUCGAGUCUGGCCGCAUCUCCAAGGUUUCUCUCGACCAGCCACUCUCAGCACCGGCGGGCUGUGCCGUCCUCGAUGCAAGAGGUUGUACCUUGAUACCAGGCUUGAUUGAUGCCCAUGUCCAUGUAUUCGAGGAUGUCAAUCUCUUGGAAACAGCUAUCAAAUAUGGUGUGACUACUGUACUUGACAUGCACAAUGAGCGCGAAUGGUUCAAAAAGAUCAGUGCGAUUACACGUCAGCGUCAUGAUGUGUCAGACGUCAAGUCUUGUGGAAGUGCCGCAACAAUUAAGAAUGGUUGGCCAUCUGCAAUUGUCAGGCUUGUGUCAAAGGAAGAAAAUCUCGAGGAACGCAUAUCCAAGUGGCCCAAUGUUCAUGAUCAGCAAUCAGUGGAUGAAUGUAUUGCUCAGAACAAAGUUGUUGGGGCAUCGUUCACCAAAUUGAUGCAAGAAGAUGGGCACACUAUGGUGAUCCCCUUUCCAGAGCGCCCCGUUCCGACACCAUCUCUCGAAAUUCAGAAGAUGGUGGUCGAGGCAUCGCACAAGGAGGGCUUCGUCGCUGUUGCUCACGCCUUGACUAAUCAUUCCACUUUGCAAGUUCUACGUGCUGGCGUUGACGGUCUGGCACACGCCUCCAUCGACCCCAUCACAGAUGAGGUCGUCCAGGCAUUCAAGAAGAAUAACGCUUUUGUCAUCCCAACCCUGGUCGUCCACGCAUCCUCAAGUGGCGAGGAGCAGGAAACUCGAGAGAUGUUCUCGAAACAUCUUCACGGCGCCGACAAGGAACACAUGCUUGGGUGUCUUCACAUCACCUCAGACAAGUUCACUAUCAAGAAUGUCUAUGAGCAGGUCUACACGCUGAAGGAAGCCGGAAUCGAUGUUCUCUGUGGAACGGACACGUCGGGCGAUCUUCCCGGCACUCGAGGUGGCAUUUCCGUGCAUCAAGAGCUCUGGAUGCUGGUGAACCGAUGCCGCUUCACGCCUAUCGAAGCCCUCGCUUCGGCGACUUCGAAGAUCUCAGAGCGUUUCCGUCUAGCCGAUCGCGGCGUGAUUGAGGAAGGCCGCCUCGCCGAUCUCGUCUUGGUUUCGGGGGACCCAACCGAAUCAAUUGACGCGGUCCGCAACGUCAAGACGGUCUGGCGAAAUGGUGAGGCUGUUUUCAAUAGUUGA